Sinocyclocheilus grahami is the source of this 5870-nucleotide messenger RNA. RefSeq lists its product as uncharacterized. Gene Ontology annotation, biological process: cell differentiation. Lineage: Eukaryota; Metazoa; Chordata; Actinopteri; Cypriniformes; Cyprinidae. The coding region runs from base 6 to 5195 and encodes 1729 amino acids. The record is from RefSeq and is a predicted model, not a curated record. The transcript has 7 exons.
GUACAAUGUCAUCUGGCCGUGAGUCUGUAGGGGAUCUGAUUCCCCCAGAUAUGCUGCAGGUGUUCAGUGAGGACCGGCAGGGCGGCAGGGGCAAAAGGGGCAGGAGAAGGGCAGCAUCCUUCAGGCGUGCCUUCAAGUGGUUGAAGAGGCAGCGCAGGAAAACCCGCCGACGCGCUACAGAGAUACAUGGAGACCUGCUUGCCACUGGUUCACCUGUAGAACUACCAAAAUCAUCACUUGUCACAGGCCCUAAAGAGGAAGUUGUGGGAGCUAUUUCUCUUCAGGAGUUCCAAGAAAAUGUGUUUGUGGAGGGUAAUCGGCCUAAAUAUGUGUUGGACCUGCACACAGAGGCACAGCAGGGCCUGAAAAUGCAGCAGCAAGAGGAUGAUAGGAAUGGGAUGGACUACCCUGAUGACCAAAGUAUGAUUUCAACAGUAACAGCUCAGACUGAAGACAGCAUGGCCUUCAGUGAGCUGAGAGGCUUUGAGUCUGAGAGCACAGCUGCCGAUUCUGUUUCGAUGUGCUCCUCCAUCUCCUCACGAUCAACACGCUCAGGACUCAAACGCCAAGCCUCAACAUUCAGCCCUCUGAAGCCAGAUAAAACUGCAGAGAAGACGAAGUCUCGCAGGAAACAUGGGAGAACUGUUGUAGGAAUUCCUCGACAUGUCCAGAAAGAACUGGGGUUGGACAGGGCAGCAUGGAUCGCCACAAAUCCUCUUGAUGGUCAGCUGUUGAAUGUAGACAUGAUCAUACCUGCCAUAAUUUCCGCUGUGGAUAGCACGUCUUCCAGCUCUGAACAAGAAAGUGUACAAGACCAUCUACAGGGCAUACAGAACCUGUACACAGUUAAAAAAGACAACACAGAGCUCCCCACACUGACAAAACCCAAAGAUAACGUCCUCCAAAGGCUCAUAAACCAUUCUGUAGAUCCAGAAAAGUCAGGAGCAGGCAUUCUAGGUGUUCCUUGGACAGAGAACCCAACAGGUGCAGUGAUGUCCAUCUCACCUCAGGCCACAUACAUGUCUAAAAUCAUUCCAAAUGCUGUACUUCCACCAUCUGUGGAUGUUGUGGAGCUCAGUCGCAGCCGAAGUCGCAGCAGUGUCCGAACCGUCAGCAAAAGCAGCCUGGUGUCAGCCAGUCCAGCAUCCACACGUGCUUCCUCCAGAGUCUCUUCACGUUGUUCCACAACCCGCUCAAACUACUCUGGAUGGACCCACUCGGGAUCAUCAGAAACGCUUGUAUCCGAUUCUUCUACCAUCUCCAGCAGUAGCACUCCCCGUGUGGCCAGCAGAGGGAGUCAGGAUGGGAACACGAAUAGACCAGCCAAGCUGAACAACCACGGUUCCCAUGUUAAAACUACUCAUGUGAAUGGGGGCUCUACCGAGGAGGAGGACAGCGGAAAGACAGGAUAUGCUGCUGCUUUCACACGCAACCUGUCAGUGAUUAAACGGGGCAAGAAACCUCCAGCUCCUCCCAGCAGGUCAUACUCUUUACACAACGGAAAUCAGACCUGGAAGACAUCUGAGAGUCCUACCUACUUGGCUGAUGUCAGCACUCCAGAUGGAUCACCAUACCCUGUUGUCAUGAAGGCCACCACUCACAAGUUGAGCCCUAAGAUAGGCAUACCUCCCUCCAAUGAACCCACAACUGUCCCAUCAAAGGAGAGCCAGCUAGUCACCACAGACAAGAAAACAAUGUUAGCUCAGCUAAAGAUACACAGAAGUAACCUUCAAGUGUCUUCCAUUUGGACACCCCAAUCAUACACACAUGGCACCGGUAAGCUUGCUGAACUUAAGAACACCCUUCUGUCUGCAAACAGUUUAAUCAAUGGCAACAAUUCCUCACCAGCUGUAAUGGCUCUGUUGUCUCUGUUUGAGAUUCCCACCCGUCCCAAAGUACUGGCUCCGCCGACUCCUCCUCCUGAGACCUGGGCUCACAACCAGCGGACUUUUGAAUUGCUGUGUGGGCCCGGACCUGUAAACUAUGCAUGCUGGGCCAAAAAGAGAGGUCUUAAAAUUGCAGAUGAACCAGAUGUGGCUUUGGCAAAUGCUGACAGAGUAGCACCUCUGUUGCAGCCAGUAGAGAUAAAAGGCAAAGUUGAAUCCGUAGUGCCGCUUGCCUAUGUCGCCCCCUCUCCAUCACCUCCCCCAGAGCAUUGCCCACCAAUACCGAGCAACAGCCAAGCCAAACUUCCUCCUCCCCCUCCGGACUUUGUUCCCUCAACUCCUACACUAGCUGCCAAAGCAAUAAAGGACUUGACUUCUUGGAUCCCUCCACCUCCUCUGUUUCCUCCUCCGGCACCUCCAGUAGGUACGACUACAGUAACUCCUGUCGCUGUGCAAAACGAUAAUGACCUCCGUCCACCGCCCCCACCAUUUUCGCCACAGUCUUUACUGACAAUGCCUCAAUUACCACCAGAUAUUCCACCACCACCACUGCAGGAAGUUCUACCUCCACCAAGACCACCUUCUGAACCACAGAAAAUCUCAUCCCGUCCGCAAGAAUCCCAACCUUCGACACACAAUAUGUUGGUAACAUCAUUUGAAACUUCUCAACAAAUCAACGUUCCUCCACCUCCUCAACAAAUCAACGUUCCUCCACCUCCUCCACUACCUACUGAUGUAAGAUCUCAAGUCACUGUUUCUCCUCCUCCUCCUCCUCAUCCACUACCCACUGAUGUAAGAUCUCAAGUCACUGUUUCUCCUCCUCCUCCACUACCCACUGAUGUAAGAUCUCAACAAGUCAGUGUUCCUCCUCCUCCUCCUCCACUACCUAGUAAUGUGAAAAUGGAGGACAGACUAGAGAUGGCAGAAACGGAGAAAUGGACAAGCAGUCCCUCUCCGGCCAAAGAGGAAACCUCCGGUCCUGUGGUCACCCAGUCUCUACUACAGAUGGUUCGUCUUAGGUCGGUUAAGUCCAGUCAGAGUCCUGCUCUAGAUCCUGAUAAACCAUCACAACCCAAACCAAAAUCAGGUGUCAAUCAAGAGGUGCCUCCAAAGCCAAUCAGACGAUCUUUGAUUUUGACAUCACUGCCCCCUGAUGUGGAAGCUCUUUCCAACACAGAGCCAAAAACUGAAGCUCCGUCUCUCAACACAAACACAACCACUGUAUCAAAUACUCAGCAAGGAUCAUCUGAACCAGAAACUCAAUCAAAUAACAUUGCUCAAAUAACAUUGCCUAAAAGCUCAUCAGCUACAUGUCCACCUACAGAACCAAGUAAGAAUCCAGUUCCUGCUGAACCAGCAAAUAAACAACCCUGUGCUGAAACCAAACCCAAACCCCAAACCCUCAAGGAACAAAUUCAACCUACAGUGCCUGACCCGGAAACCCUGUCAAGUACAACAGAACCAAAGGACAAAUCAAUCAUUGAGCCAAAGACUCAACAUCAGGCACAAGAACCCAACAAGACUCCGCAUAAUUCAGAGAAGCAAUUAAGCACCGUUGAAAUGCACUCAAAGCCAGAUGGUGAGCAGCCAAAAACCCAAACACCAACGCCCAUUGUCUCUUCCACACCUCCCAUAGUCUCUUCACCAGCGAACCCCUCCAUGCGUCUCCAGGAAGCCAUUCGUCUAAAGGCUGCUACAAUGUCUUCAAAAGACAACCAAGCCAAGCGGUUUGGUCUACGCUCCCCUCCUCCAGCCACAGCUAUUGGCACCACUGUACCAAACUCCCCUGCAUCUAUGGCCAGCUUCAUCUUCUCCAAAAGCCCAAAGAAGGUCGUAAUAGAGACACCGUCAUCCUUAGAGGUUCAGGCUGACCUGAGGAAAACUCUAGUGGCAGAGUUAGCCUCUGUCUCCGAUUCAGUCAAGUCUAAUGACUCACACAAGAUGGCUAACAAAGUUCCUCCACCAAUUGCUAAGAAACCCAACGCUAAGAUUGAGAGCGUUGCUCAGAACUCUGCAGAGGCCCAAUCUGUAGCCAAGACUGAGCAUGUGCAAACAGAGACUGUACAAACUGCUGGACAGGACGUACAGACCGAGAACUCUGAGAAAACAAAUGAAUUCAGUGUUCCUCCUCCUCCUCCACUACCUAGAAAUGUAAAAAGGGAGGAAAGACUAAAGACAACAGAAAUGGAGAAACGGACAAGCAGUCCCUCUCCGGCCAAAGAGGAAACCUCCGGUCCUGUGGUCACCCAGUCUCUACUACAGAUGGUUCGUCUUAGGUCGGUUAAGUCCAGUCAGAGUCCUGCUCUAGAUCCUGAUAAACCAUCACAACCCAAACCAAAAUCAGGUGUCAAUCAAGAGGUGCCUCCAAAGCCAAUCAGACGAUCUUUGAUUUUGACAUCACUGCCCCCUGAUGUGGAAGCUCUUUCCAACACAGAGCCAAAAACUGAAGCUCCGUCUCUCAACACAAACACAACCACUGUAUCAAAUACUCAGCAAGGAUCAUCUGAACCAGAAACUCAAUCAAAUAACAUUGCUCAAAUAACAUUGCCUAAAAGCUCAUCAGCUACAUGUCCACCUACAGAACCAAGUAAGAAUCCAGUUCCUGCUGAACCAGCAAAUAAACAACCCUGUGCUGAAACCAAACCCAAACCCCAAACCCUCAAGGAACAAAUUCAACCUACAGUGCCUGACCCGGAAACCCUGUCAAGUACAACAGAACCAAAGGACAAAUCAAUCAUUGAGCCAAAGACUCAACAUCAGGCACAAGAACCCAACAAGACUCCGCAUAAUUCAGAGAAGCAAUUAAGCACCGUUGAAAUGCACUCAAAGCCAGAUGGUGAGCAGCCAAAAACCCAAACACCAAUGCCCAUUGUCUCUUCCACACCUCCCAUAAUCUCUUCGCCAGCUAACCCCUCCAUGCGUCUCCAGGAUGCCAUUCGUCUAAAGGCUGCCACUAUGUCUUCAAAAGACAACCAAGCCAAGCGCUUUGGUCUGUGCUCCCCUCCCCCAGCCAUGGCUAGUGGCACCGCUGUACCAAACUCCCCUGCAUCUACAGCCAGCUUCAUCUUCUCCAAGAGCCCAAAGAAGGUCGUAAUAGAGACACCGUCAUCCUUAGAGGUUCAGGGUGACCUGAGGAAAACUCUGGUGGCAGAGUUAGCAUCUGUCUCCGAUUUAGCCAAGUCUAAUGACUCGCACAAGAUGGCUAACAAAGUUCCUCCACCUAUUGCUAAGAAACCCAAACCUAAGGUUGAGAGCGUUGCUCAGAACUCUGCAGAGGCUGAAUCUGUAGCCAAGACUGAGCAUGUGUAAACAGAAACUGUACAAACUGCCGGACAGGAAGUACAGAGAACUCUGAGAAUAGAAGUGAAUGAAUAUGUGCACAAAUGAUUUAAUAACCCUUAAGUUUUUGCUUUAUUUCGCAGAUAAAUCAGGCUUUAGAUCCUAGGCCCAAACUGCUCAAGCAAUUUUGAAAUAUACCAAAAAAGUCUUUAUGUACAGAUAGGCAUAUUGCACUUUUUGUACACUGGUUUAGUGUAACUGAUUCUCAUUCAUCGUGGGAAUGCAUGUCACUGGUAUUUGGAAAUUAUAAAUAUUCUUAUUUUAUUUAUGUGUCCUCUGUCUUAGACCGAAGCCAUGCUACCUUCCAGGUUGUAGAACUCCUCCCUGUUGGUAGCACUGUAAAAACUACGGUAACAUAGCAGGACCAAUUAAUCUCUAUGGUGGAUUUUUACAGGCAUUAAUGUAUGCCUGAAUACGAGAGCAGUGUGAAAGGAAAUGAAGGUAAAGAAUGUAAGUAAAAAGAAUGCAAAGAAGCCAAACAAAAAGGGGAAGAACAGUUAGGAGAAUGGACCACUGAUUUUGGGGUGGGGUUUGUGACUAUUCUGUUUUCUAUUUGCAGUGUGUAACUAAGCCUAUUUUUUACUUUUAAAACUCCCAAGUCAAUAAAAGUGAUCAUACACAUUCCCCACCCCAAGUAUCCAUACA